Messenger RNA from Chelmon rostratus (copperband butterflyfish), 3069 nucleotides. It is a transcript of the gene mmp25b, whose product is annotated as matrix metallopeptidase 25b. The record is from RefSeq and is a predicted model, not a curated record. The coding region runs from base 90 to 1844 and encodes 584 amino acids. The transcript is spliced from 11 exons. NCBI's taxonomy places the organism in Eukaryota, Metazoa, Chordata, Actinopteri, Chaetodontiformes, Chaetodontidae. Gene Ontology annotation, molecular function: zinc ion binding; metalloendopeptidase activity. Gene Ontology annotation, biological process: proteolysis; extracellular matrix organization; collagen catabolic process. Gene Ontology annotation, cellular component: extracellular matrix.
GAAAAACCACAACCAGUUCUUCUCUCAGUGGGAGGGCAGAGCCAGAGAGAGCUCACUGAUCGAUCAGCCCAGCCUAGUCCCGAGAGAGAAUGAAGCUUCAGAGGAGAAACAACGUGACUGGAAUGGCGCUGUGUCUUCUGCUGUGGAUGGUUUUGACCUUAACGGGGAGCACCUCAGCACAGCCAGACCAGUACAGUAGAGCAGUGGAUUGGCUGAGCAGGUACGGCUACCUGCCUCCUCCUGACCGGCACACCAGCAAACUGCAGACCAAAGACGGGAUAGAGAAAGCCAUUCGUGUCAUGCAGAGAUUUGGCGGUGUCCAGGAAACCGGGGUGCUUGACAGCGAAACCCUCAAACUCAUGUCCACGCCACGGUGCUCCCUCCCUGAUAUCGUUGGGAGUGAGGACAUGCUGAGGAAGAGGAGGAGGAGGAGGAAGAGAUAUGCCCUGUCAGGCCUCAAGUGGCAUAAGACGGACCUCACAUGGAGUGUCCACAGCUACCCCUCGCCCUCCCUCUCACCCGACCUGCCUAACACUUUGGUGGACAGCAUCCUGACUCACGCCCUCAAAGCCUGGAGCGACGCGGCCCCCUUGCGUUUCCGUCGGCUGCCGAGCGACAGCAGGGGGGCAGCAGCUGGAGGGGACAUCAGAGUGUCUUUUAACCGGUUGCUUCACGACGACGGGUACCCUUUUGAUGGGCAGGGCGGCACCCUGGCCCACGCUUUCUUCCCUGGCAGGGAUGAAGUGGCGGGAGACACACACUUUGACGAUCAUGAGAUCUGGACCUAUGGAGGUGACAGCAGCAGCACAGACUUGUUCACAGUUGCGGUGCACGAGUUUGGCCAUGCGCUGGGCCUGUCCCAUUCCUCCACUGAUCCGUCCAUCAUGAGGCCGUACUACCAGGGUGCCGUGGGAGACAUUCCCAGCUUCCAGCUGGCCCUGGACGACAAGCUGGCCAUCCAGCAGCUUUAUGGUGUGAAGGGUGGCUGGCCACCAGGUGGUGUUGAUCCUGACCUCCCACGCCUGCCCACUCCACCUCCUCCAAGACCGACACAGCCUUCUGACCCUUCAUUCCACAAUCGCUGCCAGGGAGGCUUUGAUGCAGUGGCAAAUAUCAGGGGAGAGGUCUUCUUUUUUAAAGGGGCACACUUCUGGAGAACCAAACGAGACGGGUCUUUGGUGUCGCUCAAUCCGGCUCAGAUCAAGAACUUCUGGAUUGGCCUCCCACCAGGAACGAACAAGGUCGAUGCGGUGUAUGAGAGGAAGAGUGACAGCAGAAUCAUCUUCUUUAUUGGAUCUCAGUACUGGGUCUUCAAGGACACGGUGGCCAUGGCCGGAUACCCUCGGCCCCUCUCCGAAUGGGGCAUGAGGACAAAGAGCGGGUUGCCGGUGGACAGGGUGGAGGCGGCUUUCAUCUGGGCCCACAAUGGCAAGACCUACCUUUUCAGCGGUGGGGAGUUUUGGAGGUUUGACGAGAGCCGUAAAAGCGAACAGACGAGCAGGCAGCCGGAGCCAGACUACCCACGUGACAGCAGCCUCUGGGCAGGCGUACCCUCCCACGUGGAUGACAUCAUCAGCUGGGGAGAAGGGGAUGCCUACUUCUUCAAGGACAACCUUUACUGGGUGCUGAAGAACGGAGGCCUGAAUCAAGAUGUCGUCACUCCUAAAUCCACCGCUGUGGACUGGCUCAGAUGUCCAGCUCCGCCCGCAACCACCGCUCCAGUCAAUCCUCGAAUCCCAAAGGACUGCAGCUGUGACUUAAAGGGGUCUUCUUCGCUCGUAAGAGGCAGCUGGCUCCUCCUCAUCUCUGUUUUACUGCUAAUGGAUGAGUUUAUUAGAAAAUAAACACCUGAGGUUGAGAUUUGUGUGGCUUCUACCUGUUUUUGCACCCCGCCCUUUAUUCCACUUUAGGGUGGCUUCGGCUCUUUACAUCAACACUCACAUCAACAUAACGGCACAACUCAUUAUCUUAUUUUAAAUUAAGUGUCAUAAAAGCCUAUGUUAAAUACCGAUCAUAUAAUUCACCAUGAGGCCUAUGUUCCCGUAAAUACUUAACCUUAAUUGCUGACCUGUGGAAAGAGUACAUUUUGCAUCCUCCCUCCUUCCUGCUAUAUAAGGAUUUCACUCCCUCCUUUCUCUAGAGAGAGUAUUAGAUUACACAGCCUGUUUAGGAGAAUGCAUAGAAAUCCAGCACAGAAAUCCAGUGUGCAGGUUACUCCCUCAUAAUGAGGCCUUACCCAAACACCUUACAGUAAACAGGCAACACAAACAUUAAGUGCAAUGGUCAUUUUCUUAAGAGCUCAUUUUUUUUAAAAAUUGAAAGCAGAUUUGUGUGUGUACAUACAAACACAUAUAUAUAUAUAUAUAUAUGAUUCUGAGUUUGCUCUCGUACGUGUAAAUAAUUUCAAAUCAUGGAACGAAGUAGAAGAAAAAAAUCACGUUUUUGUUAAUUAGGGAAAUGGUCAUGCUUGAAAGUAUUGUUGCACUGGUGCUGCGCACGGAAACAUGGACUCACAAGCAGGAGGCAGAGAAGGUGAAUCUUUUACUGUGGCACCAGUUAGAGGCAGGCAGGUGAAACCAGGAAGCUGUGGUCAGGAGCUAAAGGGAAAAUACGGCUGAUAAUAUAUGCAGGGGGAGAUAAUGAGGGAAUGGGGAACAGUUGUGCUGGUGGGUGAGGAGAUCAGGUGACCGGAAUUGGUGGGAACACACUAGGUGCAAUUACCAUGCAAGUGGGGAGGUGUCUAAAAUGACAGGGGGUGUUUGUGAGCGAGAGCAAACUUGACUGAACAGGAAGAGCUGUUAUUUUAUACAGAUGUUUAUCACUAUCAUGUAAAAAAUAUUUAAUUUCUUUAUUUGAUUAUUCACAUUUGUUUACAUCUGUCACUGUGAUGCUUUUGAGGUGGAGCAAAGCUCGUAAGAUGUAAGUCAUUCAAUGCUUAAAGUAAAUGUUUUUCUCAGGUGUAGUUAGGUAUGAUGUACUCUGGAUGCAGGUCUGUACGCAAGAAAUCAACAAAUAGGACCAUUUUUGAAGUGACUGUUCAGAAUCAUCAUUAAAAUGUCGGAGUUCUUA